GUCCUUUGAACCGUCGUUUGCUUCUUUAUCAAUCGAUUGCUAUCUGGGUUGGGUAUCAUCAAGGUUUUGAUCUUUUAUCACCUGCUCCUUUGGAAGUUACUUGUAUUAGCGUUUCUGAAUAUCCGAAAAACACUUUAAAAUAGAUUUUUCGUAACGUCACUGUUUUGGUACUAAAGACCACAACAUCAUUUGGUGUUCUUUGGGUUGGUCGACUAUAAUGAGUAGUUUUCAGUCGCUCUGAGUUGACAAUGCAAGUGGUUGCAUGUUGUUCUUCUCCUCACACCUUUUGUAUAAGAACCGCACAACAUAAUUGAAUUGAAAUAUCGACUAAGUGUUGAUUCGCAGCUUCACUGCAUAGCUCUUUCUGGUUAUUCUGUCUGAUAGCAGGUCACUAGGGCAUAAUAAUUUGACAAUGAUUAGAGAGAAACGGUGGACAUCAAAACUAGUUUUUGUGGGCCGAUGACCAAAAUCCGAUUGUGAAUGCAAAGGUUCUUGCAAAAGGCAUUUUGUUUUUACCCUUAUGUAAUAACCUCUUGGAUGGUGGUUCUUGGAUUCUGUUCUCUUGGUGUAGCAGUUGGUAUACUAUGUCAUCCGCUGCUACUAUUUAAGCUCCUAUGAUUCCCAAACUCAUUCUCUCACAGUCUCGGCAUUCAUAGUCUUUAGUCUCUACCUUCUAAAUUACUUAAGAAAUGGCUGCAAAUGAUGUCCCUUGCUGUGAGACUAUGUUCUGGGUGUACCUACUCGUAUGUGUUGCUCUAGUGGUUUUCGCAGGUUUGAUGUCAGGACUGACUCUUGGGCUCAUGUCCCUUAGUAUUGUCGAGCUCGAGGUCAUGAUCAAAGCCGGUGAACCCCAUGACCGCAAAAAUGCAGAGAAGAUUCUGCCCCUCGUUAAAAACCAGCACCUUCUCUUGUGUACACUCCUUAUAGGCAAUGCUUUGGCAAUGGAGGCUCUACCGAUCUUUGUCGAUUCCCUGCUUCCAGCCUGGGGUGCUAUUCUGAUAUCCGUCACUCUCAUACUUGCCUUUGGCGAGAUUAUACCUCAAGCUGUAUGCUCUAGAUACGGACUGAGCAUCGGGGCAAAGCUAUCAUUUUUGGUUCGGUUGAUUAUUAUAGUCUUCUUCCCAUUAUCUUAUCCAAUCAGCAAGCUACUCGAUUUGUUGCUUGGAAAAAGACAUUCCACACUCUUAGGACGAGCAGAGCUCAAGUCACUUGUGUAUAUGCACGGAAACGAGGCAGGAAAAGGCGGGGAACUAACUCACGAUGAAACAACAAUCAUAUCAGGAGCUCUGGACAUGUCACAGAAAAGUGCUAAAGACGCAAUGACACCAGUCUCUCAGAUCUUUUCACUCGAUAUAAAUUUUAAGCUCGACGAAAAGACAAUGGGAUUAAUAGCAAGUGCAGGCCAUAGCCGAAUACCUAUAUACUCUGUAAAUCCUAAUGUUAUCAUUGGAUUUAUUCUGGUAAAGAACUUGAUCAAAGUCCGUCCUGAAGAUGAGACAUCGAUCAGAGAUCUCCCUAUCAGAAGAAUGCCCAAGGUCGAUUUGAAUUUACCUCUCUACGACAUCCUCAACAUCUUCCAAACAGGUCGAAGCCACAUGGCUGCUGUCGUUGGGACCAAGAACCACACUAAUACCAACACUCCAGUCCAUGAAAAGAGCAUCAAUGGAUCGCCUAAUAAAGACGCCAACGUUUUUCUGAGUAUUCCCGCGUUGAACUCCAGCGAAACUAGUCAUCAAAGUCCAAUCCGAUACAUUGAUAGUAUUUCUGAUGAAGAUGAAGAAGUCAUUGGGAUUAUAACUCUGGAAGAUGUUAUGGAGGAACUUAUACAGGAAGAAAUAUAUGAUGAGACGGACCAGUACGUCGAACUUCAUAAAAGGUAUGAUCACCAAUUAUCAAUCCAUACAAUAGACUGCAAUUUACAGUAAUUUCCUACUACAGGAUAACAAUAAACAUGCCAAUGUCGGGAAAUUCGCCGGAAACUGCCACUUGGGCUUCGGAGCUGGCAUCUCCUAUCUCGCCGUAUCGCUCAAGUCUUCUGUCGCCGAGCAUCAUGAUCUCUACGCUGCUGCGGUCACCAAUAAAUUCACCUUACCGUCACUCUCUGUUACUCCGACCAACACUCCACGCUUCUCCACCAGCGCAAUCUCCUUCCAUACUCUCUCCGGACAGUAAUAAUGAGCGUUAUUAUUACUUGUCUCCUAGUAGGGUGUUGAGGAAAUCGUAUGAAAAGCUAUCAAGAUCAAAUGGUUCCUAAAAUUGGAUUAUAUUAUAUGUAGUGUGCAUUUGAAGUGAAGAAAUAAUGAUUUUUCUAAUUUUCUGAACACUAAUUCCAUGUUCUUAAAAUACAAAAUUGAAGAAAAUGUUCCAACGGUAUUAUUUUCAUGAAAUGAAGAAAAAGAUAUAAAGAAGGAU
This is a messenger RNA of Arabidopsis thaliana (thale cress), 2412 nucleotides long. RefSeq names its product CBS domain protein with a domain protein (DUF21). Gene Ontology annotation, biological process: transmembrane transport; magnesium ion homeostasis. The transcript has 12 exons. The coding region runs from base 690 to 1925 and encodes 411 amino acids. The record is from RefSeq and is marked reviewed. Gene Ontology annotation, cellular component: membrane. NCBI's taxonomy places the organism in Eukaryota, Viridiplantae, Streptophyta, Magnoliopsida, Brassicales, Brassicaceae.